AUGGCUAAACGCAAGAGCAGCCGCGUCACGACCCCGCGGUCGUCGCGCAUGUCUUCGAUUGCAGCGGCAUCGACGACGGACGCCAGCGAAUCGCCUAUGAGCGUGGAAGGCGCGGAUGCGAACUCAACGCGUCCAACCUCGCCGGCACCGGGCGCAGAUGAAUCGCCUAUCAAGUCAGAAGCAGGCAGCGACGCGACGUACAAGCCUGGUCAGAAGACGGCAGAGCCCAAGGCAGAGCCAGAAAGGAUGAACAGACUGAAUUACUUACUCAAUCAAUCUGGCGUCUACACCGAGAUUUUGGCGAAAAAGAUGGAUCGACAGCGCGAUGAGCGUCGCAAAGCUGCCGAAAAGGCCCAAAAAGCAGACACGAAGCAAUCUACUCGUCAAGGGAGAGCCUCAAAUGCUGCCGAUCCUGCCGAUUCUGCAGGUAUAAAGUCGACCCGCUCAGGCGCCGUACACGCGUCUACAUCUACAGACACCGCCGACAGCGCGCCAAAGCCGUCGAAGAAGGCACCCGCAAAGGUCAACAAGCGUAAGCGCAACGAGGAAGAAGACGAGGAAGCCAUCGCGGCUUUGGACCUUUCAGCGCGUAGCACAAAAGCCAAAGCUGGCGGUAAAGCCGCAAAGACGGAGACCGGUCAGCCAAGCCUGGUGACGGGCGCAACCCUGCGCGACUAUCAGGUCGCCGGCGUAGAAUGGCUUGUCACGCUGUACGAGAACGGUCUUAACGGCAUCCUCGCUGACGAGAUGGGCCUCGGCAAGACGCUACAGACGAUAAGCUUCAUGGCCUAUCUUAGAGAAAAGGGCGUCUGGGGGCCGUUCCUGAUCGUUUGCCCGCUCUCGACGCUUGCAAAUUGGGUCAACGAAUUCGAAAGAUUCACACCUUCUAUACCAGUCGUGCUCUAUCAUGGCACGCCUGCCGAACGUGCCUCCCUCCGUUCGUCACGCAUGUCGCUCAGCACGUCAAAAGACAAGAGCCCGGCAACGCACUUUCCCGUCGUCGUGACGAGCUACGAACUCGUCAUGAACGAUCGCAAGUAUCUGUCAAAGUUCCAGUGGAAAUAUAUCGUGGUCGAUGAGGGGCAUCGACUCAAGAAUCUAAACUGCAAGCUCAUUCAGGAGCUCAAGACGUACACUUCCGCAAAUCGUUUGCUCCUUACUGGUACACCCUUACAGAAUAAUCUCGCCGAGAUGUGGUCUCUGCUCAAUUUCCUCCUACCCAGCAUCUUUGACGAUCUUGAUAGUUUCCAAGAAUGGUUCAAUUUUGAGGAGAUGAGUGAGGAACAGAUUAUCUCGUCAGAGGCAUCGAACUCGAUCGUCUCUAAGCUUCACGCUAUACUGAAGCCCUUUCUCCUGCGACGACUCAAAAUAGAUGUCGAGAAGGACCUACCGCCCAAGAAAGAAUACUUAUUGACGGCGCCCCUGACGCGAAAGCAGAAGGAGCUCUACGAUGCAGUCAUCUCCCGCAACCUGCGCAGCUUCCUGCUCGAGCAAAAGACUCGCGGCGACGAGCCUCAGACGCCUACGGAAGCUUCGACAGAACCCGCGACGCCUUCCAGCCCAUCGCGGCAGUCACCCGAAGCUGCUGCUACCAUCGACAUCUCGUCAGACGAAGAUGGUCCGACAAGCAUUGCUGGUCGUACACGCAAGCGUGCUCGUUUCGACUAUGCUGAGAAGGCGGACACGGCAUAUUUCGAGGAUCUUGAGAAUGGUGUCGACUCCAUGCACAAACAGCAAGAACAAUCGAUGGCAGAUAUGGGUCGUGCACACAACUUGCAAACAGCAACAAAGUCAAUCAAUAAUAUGAAGCUGCAGAACCUGAUCAUGCAACUCCGCAAAGUAUGCAACCAUCCGUGGCUCUUUGACUGGCCUGUCGAUCCUCGCACCGGCGGACUGUCUGUCAACGAAGACCUCAUCAACGCGUCGGGCAAGAUGCUACUACUCAACACGCUGCUCGACGAGCUAUUCUCACGCAACCACAAAGUGCUACUCUUUUCACAGUUCACAUCCAUGCUAGACAUCAUAGAAGACUGGGCGGCCGAAUACAAAGGCUGGAAAGUCUGCAGAAUAGACGGUAGCACGAAGCAAGACGAUCGCCGACAGCAGAUGAAGGACUUCAACGAAGGCACUGGACCCGACAGCCCGAAGCUAUUCUUGCUAUCCACUCGAGCCGGCGGCGUCGGUAUCACUCUCACUGGGGCAGACACGGUCGUCCUGUUCGAUUCCGACUGGAACCCUACCAUGGAUGAUCAGGCAAGCGCUCGAGCACAUCGCAUCGGGCAAACAAAGCCGGUCUUGAUCUUCCGUCUCGUUUCUGGCCAUACAGUCGAAGAAAACAUGCUCGUCAAAGCUUCUUCGAAACGUCGCUUAGAGCAGCUGGUCAUCGGCGCUGGCAAAUUCAAGAUCCCAGGCUCGGAAGUGUCAGACGUGCUCGCUGGCAAGGGUCCGAAGAAGUCGAUCAUGGCGGAGCUUUCCGAGGUAUUGCUCGCCGAGCAGAGCGAGCAGGUAGCUCUGGCCGAAAGAGGCGAUGUCAUCAUCAGCAAGGCCGAACUUGACUCUUUGCUCGACCGGAGCGAUGCAGCCAUGACGCGCGCAAAGGGCUGGAAGAGCAAAGCACAGGCUGCCACUGUGUUCGAAGCUGCGCCUGACGAGACCAACGAUGCGCUCGCAAAGGCCAUGGCCGUCAAAGAUUAG
Mixia osmundae IAM 14324 is the source of this 2694-nucleotide messenger RNA. RefSeq lists its product as uncharacterized. Gene Ontology annotation, biological process: lymphocyte proliferation; pericentric heterochromatin formation; DNA methylation-dependent constitutive heterochromatin formation. The coding region runs from base 1 to 2694 and encodes 897 amino acids. NCBI's taxonomy places the organism in Eukaryota, Fungi, Basidiomycota, Mixiomycetes, Mixiales, Mixiaceae. Gene Ontology annotation, cellular component: nucleus; pericentric heterochromatin. The record is from RefSeq and is a predicted model, not a curated record. Gene Ontology annotation, molecular function: ATP-dependent chromatin remodeler activity; chromatin binding; ATP binding. The transcript is spliced from 7 exons.